AUGAGAAAUUUUAUUCUGCUUUCGUUCGGGGUGUUCAUGUGUGGAAGGACUAAGGUUGGUUUUUUAUUAGGUAUUUCGAUCAAAAAUUGUUUAAAAAAAAGUACUGGAGAUGUGGCUGGGCUUGAUAAAAUGGCGGUUUCCGAAAAUCCAUUUUUUUAUUUGAAAAAUAUUUUUAUAACACGCGUUUCCAUUUUCUAUGAAUCGACUGAUAAAAUGUGUCGUCAGUGGACAGAUUAUGGCGUUUUUGAACUUUCUUCUUUGUACCCUUCCUUUUUUAAUGAAGCCGUUUUCUAGGAAAAAUUGAACUCCACUGCCACAUAAAAAAAAACCAAGCUUCCGUAUUUUUCCGUUAUUUUCAACUUUUCACCUGUCCUUGCAGGUGAUGAGUGCUCCAGCGGCCUCUACCUCCUCAGAAUCCGAGAAAGAAUUCGCCAAGCCUCUGAUCAGCGCCGGAUCGUGAGUUUUCUUCUUUUUCCAUGUUCUAGAAACAUUAUCAGAUUCGCGAACCCACCAUCAUUCGAUAAAUGGGGCGGACUUCCCGGACUAAAAGCCGCGUUGAAGUGGAGAUUAUUCGAGAAGGAUCUCGAGAAUGUUCCAAGCGACUCUAAGGUUCUCCGUUUUCGAUUUUUGGUAUUUUCAAAAGUUUUUUCGUGGUUCUUGAAAACAUUCGCCUUCAUGAAAUUUCGCCAUGCUCCUUUAAAAACAUCAGGAAAGCUUUUGAACAGACUGCGCCUCUGAUUGGCUGCGAUUUCGGAGUGGGACCAGCCAAUCAUAAUCCUAGUUCGCGGAUAUGGAAAACUUGAACUUCGUUGUCUUCCAGGAGCUUGACAAAACAAUUCCAGUACAUCAAUUGACCAAAUUCGAAAGCAAAAAUGUCUCGUCGAAACUUUUUGCGUCCUGGCUUGGCCACGCUACUGUAUUGGUCAAUUUAGAAGGAGCCAAGUGAGAAUUUAUACUUCAUUUACCGUCGCUUUAAACUAUAGGUUUCCUUCAAGCAAACAUUUCCCAGGUUCAUAACAGACCCAAUCUGGGCCGAAAGAGCGUCUUUCCUCUCCUUUGCUGGUCCCAAACGCUACCGGCCUCCACCAAUGGACAUUGAGGACCUCCCACAGCUCGACUUUGCUGUUAUUUCCCAUGAUCACUACGAUCACCUUGAUGCCGACGCGGUCAAAAAGAUCACAGAGUGAGGAUCUUUCUGAUCGUUUUUUUAUAAUCUCCAAAUUUCUGAAUUUUAUUUUCUCUACUUUUUUAUGACCGCCUUAAAAAAAUAAAAAAAUAAACACGAAAACUCCGUCUGGAGAUCUGGAAGUAACAUAUUUUUCUAGAAUUUUUUGAAUCCUAUCAAAUUUACUGAGCCUUUCUGCAGAAUGUCGCCAAACAUACAGUGGUUCGUGCCGUUGGGAAUGCAAGGGUGGAUGAAGACUAUAGGAAUAUCCAAUUCGGAAGAACACCCACAUCGGGUCAAGGAAAUGAAUUGGUACUUUUUAAAGUCUAGUUCAUUCAUCGCUAGCUUGGGACAAAAAAAAAGUACUAGAUUCUCACCGGAAAUGUUAUAGUGCACAGUAGGAAUUCUGAUGGAGACUAGGGUCACUAGGCACAGUUUUUUUCACUCUAAUUUUUAAAUAAAUGCCUGAAAAGAGCUCCUGAAACCUUUGAAAAAAAAAAUUAUAAAGUUAAAAAAACAUUGAAAUUUUGAUUGAGCUCAUGUUUGGGAGGUAGAUAGAACUGGUCUUGGUGAUCAGAAAGAAACGUGUUUAUUCGAAAGAAAAAUCAGCCUAAAAGAUAUUUUUCGCUUAAGGCGUCCCAUUCUUUCAGUGGGCACUUUUUCAAAGUUUGAGUUCUUAUAAUUUCUCUCACAAACUUUGAAGGCAAUUUCUAGCAUGGAUUUCGAAUUAGCGGGAAAAACCGCACAUAACAAACUUAUAUUCAUCAAAAAGUUGUUAUAAAAUUCUUGGCAAACUUUAAAAAAAGCAUCAUACAGGGGAGAACACACUGAGAUCAGAAUAAACGAUCAAAACUUCACGAUUUGGUGUGUCCCAGCUCAGCAUUGGGGACAGCGUGGACCACUGGACAGAAAUAGAGUAAGAAUAAUACGAAAAAGAUAUUCAAGAAAGUUUCCAGCGUCUAUGGGCUGGCUGGGCUGUAGUUGGGCCUUCAAGGAGGUUCUACUACAGUGGCGACACUGGCAACUGUGACAAGGAAUUCCGGAAGAUCGGCCAGAAGCUUGGACCCUUUGACCUGGCUGCCAUUCCUAUCGGAGCCUAUGAGCCUAAGUUUCUCUUAUUUUCGAAAAAGAUGGAAAUUUAAAUAAGUUUAGUUGGUUCAUGAAAUCUCAGCACAUCAAUCCUGAAGAAGCCGUGGGAAUGCAUGAAAUGAUUCGGUCCAAAAUGAGCAUAGGAAUCCAUUGGGGAACCUAUCAUAUGGGGUCCUACGAGGUUAGUUUACCAGAAAUUCUUUCCAAAACGUCCAGAAUAUUUUUGAUGUUUUGGAUGAAGACCUUGGAGCAUAGGCAAAUUCGGAAAGAAAAAGGCUUCAUAGAAAUUUCCCUUUUAGGAUGAGAAAGGUUCCUUUUUGCUGCCUUUUUGCUCCAUUUUCUCAGCUCUUAUGUACCAUUUUUGCUCCUUUUCCCUUUUCCACCAUUUCUUGAUCCUUUAAAAUCCUAUUAAAAUGAAAGGCUCGAUAAAGGGACUCCUUUUGCUGCCUUUCUGCGGCCUUUUUUGAGCCUCUUAGCGGCCUUAUCCAUCAUUCUAACUUUGCCCGAGAAGUUCCAACUUUCUAUUUUUCGGAGCAGAAGCUUAAGGAUUCCAAAUUCUUCCAGAAUUUUUGAGCUGGGAAAAAAACAAGCUCAGAACUCCAGGAAAUUCAAAGAAUAUUUCGAUCAAGCGCAAAGGACGCUAUUAAAAUCUACAUUUUCAAAUUACAGUUCUACUUGGAGCCACGAGAAAAACUCAAAUCGAUAAUGGAACAAAGAACAGACUUGCCCAAGUUCAUCACCAUCGAACAAGGGACAAUAUGGGAAGAAGACUCGGAAGAAAGCCACACCAACAGUAGUUCAUUCGAAUAA
Messenger RNA from Caenorhabditis auriculariae, 3064 nucleotides. The record is from the annotation of a GenBank genome assembly. Lineage: Eukaryota; Metazoa; Nematoda; Chromadorea; Rhabditida; Rhabditidae.